Molecule: messenger RNA, 1719 nt
Organism: Mesocestoides corti
Lineage: Eukaryota; Metazoa; Platyhelminthes; Cestoda; Cyclophyllidea; Mesocestoididae
Source: the annotation of a GenBank genome assembly
AUGAUCCCCUAUCCUUCCCAAAUCCCCGCCGAGGUUUCGGACCAGUUAAGUUAUUUUGAGCACCGAAGUGGUAACCUGCAACUCCGGUGGAAUGUCCGAACCAAGCACGCGCUCGCCACAGUCACCGAUUUCCCAUCGACGGUCCCUGCCGACGUCCCGAUGGAGCCGUCUUCAGACACCUCCAACGUGACCUCCCACAUGGCUCAGUUGAGCCUCCAGACGAACGGCUCUGCUGCAGCCGCGUCCCGGCCUCGAACGGGCAUACCCCGCUACGCCAUUCCCUACCGGCGUCCUGGCAGACCUUCGGCUAAUAACGGCGGUGGUGGCGGCGGCGACGGGCAUUACUCAGUCAGUCCCUCAAUCUCAGAGGGUGCUUCCAGCACCCAGCAAACCCCCACGACACCCAUUACUGUGAGUCCUCGCGGGAGAAACGGCGUUCGGGCUGAAUCCUUUGGGGACGAGAGCUUGCCUGGUUACUACGGUGCCGGCGGCGGUGGCAACGGUGCGGGAUACCGAUAUGGAAGGGCUGCUUCCGUGGGUAAGUUGGCUAUUCUCAGCUGUGUCGGGUUUGCGGCGAAUGUGCUCGAAUUGGGCCAACGUCUACAGUCGGAUCAGCGUCGAGCGACCUCAGUGCCGCACGACACCUCCAACUCCCAGCCCCAGCGGGCAAAGCGAACGCACGGUCACACGCAAUUCACCUCCCCGCACACCUUUGGGCUGACAAGCUCUCCUGGUGACAGGCAAGCCAGGGUGUCACGUGACCCAGCGGUGUGUGGAGUGUGUGCACGCGGGCGCGCUGAUGGUUGUCUUUUAUCUCCCGUGUCUCUUGUAGAUCCCCUUCGAGGCGACAGCGAAUCAGAACACUCGAGCGUAAGUUCUCACUGCUUGCUCUUUCCCAUCCACCUUCUCCGUCGACUGCUCCUCAAAUCUCGUCCACAUGCCUCAUUUACGCUCUGGGUGUUAUCGCGAGAGGAAGGCGGUGACGUGUUGCACGCCGUCCUCUUUCGGCCCCGGCGGCGGUGGUGGUGGCGGUGGAACAUCCAAGCGCCGACGUUUGGCGUCUUAAUCUUUUGUGUGCGCGAGGAGCAUCAGGCCUUCUCCUCAUCAGGUCAGCCUCGAAGGAUAACUUCCAAGAUUGGUUCCCUAGCUAACGCAAACUACAAACCGGGAGGCGGAAAUGUGAAAAUCCUAAGUACCAAGGCGGACUACAGCCAUGCCCAAAGCAAAUGCAACUCCAAGGCAAAUCUGAAAUACAAACCGGUACAACUUUCUGCUUCCAAAGGUGGUGGCGAUGUACAAAUCGUGGACAACAAGCUCACCUUCAAGGAAGAAGGUAAAUCCCGCGUGAAUUCUUUUGCUAAUGCUAAACACGUUCCCGGAGGCGGAAAUGUCAAGGUGAGUAACAUAGAGACCCUCAAACUGGACUUUAGCGAGAAGGCAAAGUCUCAAGUCGGUUCCUUGCAAUGUUCUGCACAAAAGUCUGCUGGGGGCGACACCAAGGUCAACUUGCUCACAGCGUCUGUCGAAACACAAGCAACUCAGCGAUUUGAUGCCUUUUUGUUAUUUCAGAUCUUUGACGAAAAAUUGCCCUGGUUGAAAUACAACAAACCGAAUUUGCCGCCGGAAGAACGAGCGAAGAUUAACAAACAGUCAACCGUCUCUCCCAACGCAACAAACGAGCCCAUUUACACGUCGCGUCACUCGAGCACCACGAGCUGA